CUACCCCACAAACAGUUUCAUUCGUGUGUAAUCACGUCGUCGCCGUGUGUGUAGGAAAAAAGAACGAAGUAAAGAAUGGGGCAAAGAGUGGGAUUUGUUUGCCUUGCAAUAACGGGGUAUACGGUUUGUACAUUUUGUGUCGAGUUUCCUUGAGUUGUUUCCCCAUUGCCAGCGGAUAGAAUAGAUCUAUGUAGACUACUACAGCUAUAUCCCCGGCUGUAUUAUACAUAAAUGCAUACUCAAAUAGAGUAUGUCGUGUAUAGUUUAGCCGAGGAUGUGAACGUGACAUCUUUUCAGGGUCCCGGUUCUUUUUAUUUCUUUUUCUUUUCUGUUCGCCGCGGCUCAUCACAAUGAGACGCGUGUCUCAUCAACCACCCAGCCAAAGGGACCCCAAGUAGCUCUCAGAGAGAGAGAGAAACUUGUUAGUAUAGCCAUCUCAUGCGAUCACGGUGACGUUUCCUUUUUGUUUUGUUUUUUGACAGGAAAGAUCCCGAAAGGCGUCAAAAAAUGGGAUUGAAGGGCGAAUUUCUAAUGAGAAACAUGUCAGAAAGGUCUGUGCAGUCGAGCCGAGCCGCCAUGUUGGCUAUUAAAUAGCCCCCGACGACGAGAUGGAGGACGAUAUAAUUGCAUCAGAUUUCGCCCAGUCAGCAACGAAACGAGCUUCAUCAUCAAGAAGAAUCGAGAAGAAUCAAAAUGCAUCCGGAUCACGUGGUAAUUAUGCGACGGGCGACCGAAGUGGCUGCCAAUUUCUUAUCCAACUUCAUUUUGUCGCGAGUGGAAGAUGAGCAGAAACGCCGGGAUUUCGUCGUCUGCUUGGAGCAAUUGCUGGCCAGUCGUUUGGAACAUCAUUGGUAUCCGGAGCAUCCGAGCCGAGGGCAAGCUUACCGCUGCAUCCGACUCAAUCCAUCCAGCGGUCGAGAAGCUCUGAUUGAGACGGCCGUCAUCGUGGCCGGUCUGACUAACGCCGACAUUCAACUGCCCUUGGAACUGACCGUCUGGAUCGAUCCCGACAGCGUGGCCUACCGAUUUGGCGAGAAUGACGGAUCGCAUUGUACUCUGGUAUCCUUCGAGGAUCAAUUCGAGCCUUUGAAUAAUAAUACGACGACGACGACUCCUCAAACACCAAUAAAAGGAGACGGACGAGAGUGCCGGCCAUGUCAGAUUGUUUUCCAGCUGGGUUGUUGUGCUCCAUGUCCGGCAUUGUCUCAUAGUACAACUUAUAUCGAGCAAUAUAGAUGCCAGGGCUGAUUGAUCUCGUCCGCUUUGUCUGAGAUGCUCAUACGACAUCACAAUAAUAUGUGUAUGUAUAUCUUUUGUCUUUUCCCUGUGUAAGUUUAGGCUAUUCAAAUGCCAAUUGUGUCAAUAUUCUUUCUCGCUUGC
This is a messenger RNA of Daphnia pulicaria, 1380 nucleotides long. Its product is annotated as protein BTG1-like. The transcript has 2 exons. Gene Ontology annotation, biological process: negative regulation of mitotic cell cycle; negative regulation of cell population proliferation. The record is from RefSeq and is a predicted model, not a curated record. NCBI's taxonomy places the organism in Eukaryota, Metazoa, Arthropoda, Branchiopoda, Diplostraca, Daphniidae. Gene Ontology annotation, cellular component: nucleus; cytoplasm. The coding region runs from base 694 to 1248 and encodes 184 amino acids.